UUAAGAGUAAAUAAGGUGUGGGUCUAGAUAUUUACAUUAAAUAAAAACAUUUUUUUAAAUAUAUUUUUGCAACUAUUGUCAACAUAAAAACUCGGAAACCUAAAAGGUGUGUUUACAAAGCUGAGGGCCUUGAGCAUGGGAAAGUUUUUUUUUUUUUUAGCUGUACCAUUUAGUACAGAGGAAAGCUACGUGAGAGUUAAAUGCUAAUGUGGCCUGGCGUUGCUUGCUGAAGUUGUCAACAUUGUCUCAACUAAAAGUACAACUUUCGUUGCAUGCUUACUAAUUAAUCGUUUACUAUUAUCUACUGACUGUGGGUUCGUUGCUCCUGAGACUCACCAGGGACCGCUACGACAUGCAAGGGGGUUGCAGCUGAAUGUAGCUAUUAUUAAUUAUGAUGGAAGCAGAAGACGGGGAUCCCGUUCUUAGUGUUAUAAAGUGGGAAGACUUUCUGCAGGACUUCAGGAAGGAUGAAGAUGACAUUCAUGGUUAUGUGACGGAGGAGACAAGUGUUGACACUGUGCUCGAGCUGUACAGACGAGCUACCAAAACAACCUUCUUCACUCGCAGGUCGUCUUCGUUCAGCUUUGACCCAGUCAAGCUCAAGAACAGGAAGUUCUACACCCGCUCCUUUGUCUUCUGCCGGUCUACAAGUCCACGUAUCAGCAAUGAUGGGGUGCCAUUUAUGUAUGGUGGGAUGAAGACUCUGGAAUGCCAGUAUGGGCCCAAAAGGGAGCAUGGAAAAAAGGCAGAUGUCAAAGCUGUACUGUCCACAGAUUCCAGUGAAACAAUGGACGGCACCCAUGAGUACACAAUAUCCUUGAAAAAGAAAAGGCCUAAGCAUAGACUUUCUACAGGAGAAACAAGAAAGAAAGGCUGUCGAGCAAAGAUCUCCAUUUGGCACAUACUCAGGCUACCAGAGUAUGCUGUAACUGCAAAGAAGUGUGUGACGAUUUGGCAAACCAGAGCUAAAGAAAGACUGCUGCAGGACUUGGAAGUGGGCAAGGACGUGACAACAGAAAACCGAUACUACAUCAGCUUGCCGCUGAUGAGGACACACACCAAUCACAGCCCAUGUGGUCAGUCGGACGAAGCACAUUCUGUUCAUCCACAGGUCAUCCGGUGGAUAGAUCAGCUCGUCGCAGAGGGCAUCACAACCAUCAGAGAUGUUCAGACAGCCCUCAAACACUACGUUCAAACAACAAUGUGUGAUGUUGUUGCUCCUGAUGAGCAGGACAGGGCAUAUUAUCCAACACUUAAAGACAUAGCUAAUCACAUCUACAAAUCAAAAGUAAAACAGCGUAUAGUAAAGUUGGAGCUAGAACCGUUGGGCAUUGAAGAAGUAGUACACUCUGAAGGUGGGGAGUAUGUCACAACAGGAAAUGACACAAAUCCAUCCCCACUUGAAUAUCUGCACCUAAAUGAGCCUGAGAGCCAGUUUGAAGUAACGGUGCCAAACGAAGAGUUGACGAGUUGUCCAGACGAAGCUGUUUGCAGAGAAAGAAAAGAGCUCCACAAGGAACUAACGUCCAUAAGGAGGCUGUCCAACAAGUGCACAGAUGCAGCUGUGCUUGCUGAGCUAAAGGCCGGGAUCGCGGCCCUCUAUGAUAAGUUUAAAGACUCGUUAAAGGAACUGUCUUUGCCACCACUAGCAUCUGCAGACAUGCGAACACCAAAGCGUCAAAACCAGGACACACACAGUCUGUCACAGCCGACAAAGAGUGUACGAAGGGACAAUGGAGACCAUGUGUACUAAAGCAAGACAGACAUUGGGAAGCAAACUGAUAUAAUCAAUCAUUAAAGCAACUGUAUUUUA
Molecule: messenger RNA, 1813 nt
Organism: Betta splendens (Siamese fighting fish)
Lineage: Eukaryota; Metazoa; Chordata; Actinopteri; Anabantiformes; Osphronemidae
Exons: 3
Coding region: 392-1753 (453 amino acids)
Molecular function (GO): DNA-binding transcription factor activity
Source: RefSeq, a predicted model, not a curated record